Messenger RNA from Porites evermanni, 2304 nucleotides. Lineage: Eukaryota; Metazoa; Cnidaria; Anthozoa; Scleractinia; Poritidae. The record is from the annotation of a GenBank genome assembly.
AAACAGCAGGCUAGUCCUGCUUUUACCAACUACAUUUUUUGCACUGAAUUUGAAUUUAUAUUGUCUGCCUUUGCACCUAAAUUCUAUUUCUUUUGCACAGGAGAUGCCACUUCUCUUGAUGACAGCCUGACCAACAUUCAGUGGCUUUGCAGUCUGGAUUCAAACCCACUGCUUGAUCAAGAGGAGGAAAAGACCAUACCUUCACCAACAGAGACCACAUCCAUGAAUCCAUACCCCAAACCUCCAUUUUCCUAUGCCACCCUUAUCCUUCUUGCUAUUAAUAGCACUGAAGAGAAACGAAUGACACUACAAGAUAUCUACAAAUGGAUUGAGGAUAACUUUCCCUAUUAUCAGCAUUGCAAAAAAGCUUGGAAGGUACAUGAAUUGUAAACCUAAGUAUACUGCUAGAUAAAUUUAUUUUAGAAUGACGGGUUAAAUAUUACAUGUUUACAAAUCACCGGUUGAUCGAUAGACUAAACUACUGACUGCAUGAUCCUUAUGAGGCAAUGCUCACCUCAAGACAUCUCAGUAGUAUGGACACUAAGUCAUACCGACAGCAGGUAUAUGAUCCGAACCAAGGUUAAGUAUAGACGCUUGAUUUGAAUAAAUUCUUUCUGUCAUGGACUCCCUCUAAGUCACAUUGCUGAGGGUGUCUCAGGGGGUUAAAUCAGUAUCUAGUUUGAAAUAUCACACCCAAGACCAUUGGGCAAAACUGAGGUGACCUGGCAAGGCCGUGUUCUAGAUGCGCCCAGUGGCCCCUGGAGCGUAAUAUUUCCUCCCAGGCAACUCAAAAAUUUUAGUAUUGUGAUGGGAAUCAUAAUGCUGGCACCCUGGGUUUCACAGGUUCGGGGCAGUGGGGUUUCUUAUAAUUUUUCUUAGAGAACAGCCUUGCUUGGUCUUCACUGGUACGAAAUUAUAUGAAAUUAAUAUCAAUACUGCCUUUUUUGACAGAAUUCGAUCCGGCACAAUCUGUCACUCCACAGCUUUUUUCUUAAGGCCAAGAGGCCAUCCACACUUCCUGGUAAGGGCAGUUACUGGUCGAUAUCCCCUGAAGGUAAAGAAAAUAUCAUGAAGGAAGUAAUGAAGCACCAACAGCCGAAUGUCAGGCCAAACUUAAAUGCUGAGCAGUCAAUCACAAAGGUACUGCGACCCAUCCUGCCUAAACCAUCUGAUAACCUGCUAAUAUCAAGCCCUAUUGUGAACAGUCCUGCAACUGGCAAUGUCAAAUUCUUGUCUGAUGCAAGUGUCACAGGGUUACCAGUUGUGAUUUUGCCAACACAUAUGUACAUGAACAUGGCUAACAAAAUAGCUGCUCAAGCGGCUGCGGGAAAUGUGGCAGCUAUUGGUGUGAACCCAACUUUCCUCCCCAUAACCACAAGUUCUUCGAGUACAGAGAAUCAGAAUUUUGGAGAUGCUGUGAGACACAAUGGAGCUGGGCAAAGAUAUGGACAAGAAACUGAAAGUAGUCUCUUGGGAAAAGCAACAGUUACUCAAGAAGUAAAUGCACAAUCAUCUCUGCCUCAAAUAGCAAAUAAAGUCAGCCAAGAGAAUAGCUUAAUCCAUUCCGUAGAGCAAUUGCUUUCUAGGACUGAAAGUCAGGAAAAUGAGAUUAUUUCUGAGGUAUGUGACAAUAGCACAAUUGUUUCUACUAGCAGCAAAAGUCACUGGGAGUCAGGCAACAACCAUUUAAACGAAGAAAGAAAUGAAACCAGAGAGAUAUUGGCCCGUGGUACCAAGAAAAGAAAAUCAGAGAAGAGAAAAUCAACCGUGCAUAUUGAUGAGAAGACAUCUUCACUAAACAAACAAAAGAAACAAAAUUUGUGUCAACCCAAACGAUCACCCUUACGACCACGCCCUCAGCCUACUCUUGCUGCCAUAAAUUCUCAAUCUAAUGAUUUAAUGGCAUCACCAGGAUUUUUUUUCAGUAGACACAAUACAAGUGACUUGGCUGACACAUCUCCUGUUAAAUCAAUGAUCACACCAACAAAGACCUAUGGCAGUCACAACUUUCUCUCAUCUCUUUUGGGUUCACCCUUAACUUCUUCUAACUUGGGCUGCACUGGUCUCACCCCCCUGAAUUAUACCUCAGACAAUGGAAUUUUCACACCUCUUAAAGAGGGGGAGAUGGACUUUGGGUUUCUGUUUUCCCCUGAGAGGCUUGGGAGCAGCAAGAUAUGUAGUACACCACAGAGUUGUCGGAAGUCUUUGGGACUUGGACUGUCCAGCAGCACUUACAACAGUAAGGCACUAAUAGAUUCUCAAUAUACAUGCAGUGGUAAUGAUACUGAGUUUUUAAACCUCUAA